Thermothielavioides terrestris NRRL 8126 is the source of this 586-nucleotide messenger RNA. RefSeq lists its product as uncharacterized. The record is from RefSeq and is a predicted model, not a curated record. Gene Ontology annotation, molecular function: endopeptidase inhibitor activity. The transcript is spliced from 2 exons. NCBI's taxonomy places the organism in Eukaryota, Fungi, Ascomycota, Sordariomycetes, Sordariales, Chaetomiaceae. Bases 259 to 546 code for a protein of 95 amino acids. Gene Ontology annotation, biological process: vacuole fusion, non-autophagic.
AUAAGCCCAGCUAGCGGAAGGUGCCCACGGUUCUCCUUGAAUGGCUGAUCAGCAGGCCAUCUCCAAACAGCUGUGCCGCACUGCAUGCCAUAGAAACCUGAAUUAGCGAAUUUACUGGUAGCAUCAUCGCACUCUCGACACGCAGCGAGGAACUUCCAUAGCAGACAGACAGACGGACAGACAGCAAGCACCGCUUCAUUUCCACGGUUCUUCUGCCGCAGAGAUCAGCAUACCCGCGGAAUCAAACCGAGCCCAACCAUGAGAGUGCUGUCAUUCCUUAUCGCCGCUCUGACCCUCAUCGCUGGGGUCAUCGCCGUCGACAUCCAAAAGUCGGUCCUCAUCACCUACCCGCCCGAGACCCCGGAUUCAAUCGUGGAGCAGGCCAAGAAGGCGGUUAUCGCCGCCGAUGGAAUCAUCACUCACGAGUACACCCUGAUCAAGGGCUUCGCGGCAAAGGUCGGCGAGAAAGUGCUCGAGACGAUUUCAGCAUGGGGAGAGGAGUAUCGCGUGCUGGUUGAAGAGGACGAGGAGGUUCACGCCGUCUGAUCCAGGGGGCUCUCCUUGGGACACACCGUCGGCGAAGAGC